This is a messenger RNA of Durusdinium trenchii, 901 nucleotides long. The record is from the annotation of a GenBank genome assembly. NCBI's taxonomy places the organism in Eukaryota, Dinophyceae, Suessiales, Symbiodiniaceae.
AGCUGUUUGAGUUCGAGGUCAAAGUAACGUAGAAUCCGUUGCCAUGUCCUUCUCUCCAAUUCUAUUAUGCGUUGUCUCUCUUCUGGCUGUUGCUUCAGCCAUUGUUUGUCCGCCAGAGAUGUUGCAGGCUGCACCUAUUGGACUGCCUGCAGGUUCAAAGUGUGGGGGAACUUGUCAUGUCCACGGCCAUUGCGCUGCUGGUCUUUCCUGCCAACAACCACGGACUCCUAUUCCUGUCUUAGGCAUUCAGGCAGCUGGUGUUUGCGUUGAAAGCCACAGCUUUGAUGCGGAUAGCGACGACGCAGCAGCAGUCAAACAAACAAUCCAGGAGGCGUUGAUACUCUUGAAUGCACGGUCGAAUGAUAUCUACAUGCUUGUGCCUGUGGGAUUGCUUGGAAUGCAGCGUGAACCUUCGCAGACCGAAGCAGUGUACAGGCUGUCUAUGAAGGUUGCGCGCAGCCAGUGCCACAAUGAUGGGAAACAUGACCCUUUUGAUUCUGAAUGUCGAGCAGACGGCAGCGACAAAGGUGGCUUUAAUGUGGACAUGGUUGUUAGAAGGAACCAGGAUUCAAGCUACACUCUUCUGAGUCAUUCAACUGCUGAAAAGGUGCCACUGCCGCUCACAAUGUGAUCGCGAUAACAAAUCUUGCAUGGCACUUUUGCUUGGAAGCAGGAGGGCAGAGUUGUCACAAGAACAAAGUGCCCAUAAUUUGCUUCGAUCCCUCACGAUUUGAAUGGACUCGGGCCCGUUGACAUAUUUGGUUUCGUCCACCAACGCCAAGAAAAAACACAUAUUCGGGUUGAUUAAUGUGGUGAGAUAACUGUGACGGCCUAACUGGCCUUGCAAACUUGCACUGGAAAGAUUGAGGCCUGUGCUUAGAGGAAAAUAUAUCGUGCUCGG